Carya illinoinensis is the source of this 1470-nucleotide messenger RNA. Its product is annotated as GATA transcription factor 25. Lineage: Eukaryota; Viridiplantae; Streptophyta; Magnoliopsida; Fagales; Juglandaceae. Gene Ontology annotation, biological process: regulation of DNA-templated transcription. Gene Ontology annotation, molecular function: sequence-specific DNA binding; zinc ion binding; protein binding. The record is from RefSeq and is a predicted model, not a curated record. The transcript has 7 exons. Bases 257 to 1177 code for a protein of 306 amino acids.
CAGGGAUCCAAAUCCGAUCGGGGCCACCUUUACCCGUUGCAUACUGAUACCGCUCUCCCACCCCUCUCUCUCUCUCUCACCCAAAACUCCCUCACAACACAACACUCUUCAAAACCUACAAUUGGCGUGUCUAAUUCACGCAUAUACUCUCUUCUUUAUCUUCCUCUCACAACCCUAGAGCUAGGGUUUUUUCCCCACUGCACUCGUUUACCUCUGUAAUGCCCCAUAUACACUUCCUCCAAUUCGCCAGAACCCAAUGUACGGACGCACCCAGCCCCUGAACAUGCCCAACCAGAUCUCUGGGCCAGCCGACGACGAUGACGUUUCCGGCGCCGGCGCCGGCGCCUGCGCAGAGUCCAUUGAAAACUCUCACAUUCGCUACGAAGCCCACUCGAUCGACGACUCUGGCGGCGCGGUUGGUGGUGUCGUCGAUGACGUCACCGCUGAAGCUGUUUACGUUCAUGGCGGUGGUGGCGGAGCAUCGGAGAUGGUGAUUCAGCGUCAAGAAGAUACCAGCCAGCUGACGCUCUCGUUUCGAGGCCAAGUCUAUGUGUUCGACUCUGUUACCCCUGACAAGGUUCAAGCAGUGUUGCUACUUCUCGGGGGCUGUGAACUAUCUUCGGGACCACAAAACGAGAUGUUGCCUCAGAACCAGAGGGGUGGUGUUAUGGAGUAUCCUGUAAAGUGUAGUCAACCACACAGAGUGGCCUCAUUAAAUAGGUUCCGCCAGAAGAGAAAAGAGCGAUGCUUUGAUAAGAAAGUUAGAUAUAGUGUUCGUCAAGAGGUUGCCCUCAGGAUGCAGCGCAAUAAGGGUCAAUUUACUUCUUCUAAAAAGUCGGAAGGAGCUUAUAAUUGGGGUACCCUCCAGGAGUCAGGGCAAGAUGAUAGUCCACAAGAAGCCUCAUGUACACAUUGUGGCAUAAGUUCAAAGUCCACUCCAAUGAUGCGGCGGGGGCCAUCUGGUCCAAGGUCUCUUUGCAAUGCCUGCGGACUUUUUUGGGCAAACAGGGGGGCUUUGAGGGAUCUUUCUAAGAAAACCCAGGAUCAUUCUGUUAGCCUGGCUGAACAGGGUGAACGUGAAGCCAAUAAUUCAGACUGCGGAACUGCCAUCCAUACAAACAACAAUCUUGUUACUUUCUCUCAUGGGGAUAACUCAGCUUUAAUAGCUGAGCACUGAGUUGCAAGUUAUCUUUACAAAAGAGGCGAUACAGUUGCCUCUGGCAUCAUUCAAGUAGGUUUUGUAGUGCUUUCAUUUGUCUUGUCCAUCCGGUGUACAGAUGUAUUAGUGCCAUCUUCCAUCAAUACAAGUGGUUUUAUCUUUUUAUAUCAUGGGAACUAUGCAAAGAUUAUUGCCAAUGGAUCCAUCGUCCCUUGUAUCAUCAUGAAAGCUUAGAUUGACGAUAUUGGUAAUCUUGUAUACAAUAUACUUUUAAUAGUAAUAGCUCGAUGCCAUAGCCUGCUUCAAUGAAA